AUGGCUCUUCUUCACUGUUCUUUCCCUUGCUAUUAUAAUAUUCCAACACCAACAACGCACAGACAAUUUUUCCCAUUAACACCAAUAAAUACAGUAAUUACCAAUUCUCACUCACAUUUUCGCACUGAUGAACUUUACCUGAACAAGAAGAAGAAGAACACGUCAGUGCUCGUCCGUUACAGUGAGGCCGCCAUUGCCACUCCAUUGUACGAUUCCGACCUCCGUUCCGUUCUUGAACUCGCCACCGACUCUGAGCUAUACGAGCUUUACAGAAUCUUAUACGGUCCAAGUUACUUCAGCCCUUUGAUUAAAUCUGUAGUGAAUAAUGACGUGGAAAUCGAUUAUUCCGCCAUUGAAGAUGACGUUGCAGAGCGACAAGCGUUUAUUGCUGCUCUUGAGUCCAGAUUUCUUUACCUUGCUGCUGAUGCCAGGUCCACUUUAAGAGGCUGGAAGCCUUCAUAUAGAAAUGUUUUGCUUGAGGUUAGAAGAAAGUUAAACAUUCCUUGCUCGAAAAAAUUGCCAACUGAAGAUCUUGAAGCGGAAAUUUUUCUUUAUCUUCUUCAAGAUUAUUCAAGUGAAGAAUCGGGAACUAUUCCAGACUUCGACCAAUUAUCUGAAUAUCCUAAUGAUCAAGGUAGUUUAGAACUUGGACUUAGGCAGUGGAAUGGGCAAGCCAUUGCUGCUGUAAAAUUGGGGCUAGUAGAGCUCCAAUCGAUAAUUUUAAAGGGUGGUGGUGUGUUUACACUGUCAAAAAUUUAUCAAUCGUUAGCCAGCAAAUUAUCUGGUAAGGUGUUUCUAGAAGCUGCCAACUAUCAAAUUAAAAAGGAGGUUAUUAAGAAGGGUGGACAGCUAGCUGUCAUUAAUUUGGAAUCCAGAGUAGCCUUGCUUGCAGCAAAGCAGGGUUUAGCUGGAGCUGCAUCAAGAUAUCUGGGUUUUAGGAGCAUGUUAUCAUUACUUGGGCCAGUGUUAUGGGGGACUUUUCUGGCAGAUGUUGUAAUUCAGAUGCUUGGAACUGAUUAUGCUAGAAUCUUGCGAGCAAUUUAUGCAUUUGCAAAGAUUCGGAUAACCCGCACCUAUAGGCUGCCGCCUGACAUUGAUUGAAGUCAAAGACUGCAUUGAGCGUUUAGGGAGGGUUUCAGUUGGUUACUGUGCUGUUAGAAGACCGGAUGAAUAGGUGACAACCCCAGUUGUGCGAGUAUUUAGCUUCUGAUUUUCUGUUUAGUGUUCUAAUUCAUGUGUAUAUAUCUUGUUAUAUAUGAGGUUCACUGCUUCAGCCACUGAGUUUGCUGAAUAUUUGACCUAUGUUAUGUUAUGUUAUGUAUUAAAUUGAUGGACUUAUCAUAUGUUUAUUUUUGAUCUGGUGAAAACACUAAAAUUUCAUUAGCAA
Mercurialis annua (annual mercury) is the source of this 1387-nucleotide messenger RNA. RefSeq lists its product as uncharacterized. The transcript is spliced from 10 exons. Bases 1 to 1101 code for a protein of 366 amino acids. NCBI's taxonomy places the organism in Eukaryota, Viridiplantae, Streptophyta, Magnoliopsida, Malpighiales, Euphorbiaceae. The record is from RefSeq and is a predicted model, not a curated record.